AGUCAGAGAGACAAAUAGUGAAGUGCAGAGGAGAGCAACAGGCAGUCGUCUCCAGAGAGAGCCUGAGAGCAAUGACCAGUCCACUGACAACAACUCAACAUCCGGACAGUAAGGAAGAGGGAGGUUUUUCAUACUGCAGCCUGCCCCGGGGCCUCAGAAAUCAUCUGCCUUCUUCACAGCAAUGCCUGCACCACACACUGAACCAAGGACAAAGUUUCUUCACUGCAUGUAGCCUGAUUUGCACAUGGACACUGUAAGUCCUCUAUGCCUUUCCACCUUUAACCUUCUGGAUCAAGGGAUACAAUUUGAAGUUUCACUGUCCACUCUUUUCUGAAGUUGCUUGAAAGUUUCCAUGCAAGUCUUGUAAAUAUGUUGCCUGUGGUUUUCGUGACAUGGUGGGUCUGGGUGUUGCUUGGAAGCGUAGGGGGACAGUCCCAAUCUCAACAUCAAUCUCAGACUGACGACUCAAACCCAUGGAGACAGAUGAUUCAAUGGGAGAACAAUGGACGUGUGUUCAGUCUUCUCAACAGUGGGGCUGAGUACGUCCCGGCUCGGGCUCAGGAGCGUGACAGGAACCCCCGAGUGCUUUUAGCAGACGCUCCCAACCGUCGAUCACAGGGUGGGAAUGUACGAAGGCAAGCACCCUCCAGAGGAAGCUCUGAGACUGUGAGAGGUCAAGCCAGACAUCCGUUUGGGUUUGGCCAGGUGCCGGACAACUGGCGUCAAGGUGCAACUGGAACAGGUGAAACAAGUCGCUUCCAGUCAUCUACCGGCUCUCGCUUUAGGCCAUCCUCUGGCUCAUCCUCCUCCUCCUCCUCAUCCUCCUCCUCCUCAUCCUCUUCUUCUUAUCCACAGUAUCUGUUCCCUCAACAACCUCCUCAUGACUCGGUUCUGGACAGGUCAUACGAACCUCCCUUCCGUGGAACGGGGUACUCCACUGGCACUGGUGGUGGCUAUGCAGGAGGAGGAUAUGGAGGAGGUGGGUACUCUACUGGAAGUUUUGGAGGAGGUAGCUAUAAUGGAGGGGGUCCUGCAACCGAAGACAGGUAUCGAUACUAUCCCCCUUAUGGUCAACCAUACCAAGCUGUUCCUGCUCAGCCUGCACAGCCACUGGUCUCUGAUGGAUUGGACCACAGGUACACACACAGUCUGUACAACGAGGACACUCGAGAUGCUGCAGUACCUGUCUCUAGCAACACAGGCUCAUCGUUCCAGCCUGCGGUGCAAAGCCCCCAGUAUGAACAGUUUCCCCCCUUUGGAAGGCCCCAACCACAGCCUCCGUUUGUGCAACCACCUCCACGCAACCCUCUCAUCUCUAACAACGCAGAGAGCCCGAACAUGAAUGCAGGGAGUGUUUAUCGUCCUCAGCAAAGAGGUUUGCCUGACCUGGUUCCUGACCCGAAUUAUGUCCAAGCCUCCACAUACAUUCAAAGAGCCCAUAUGUACUCCUUACGCUGUGCUGCAGAGGAGAAGUGUUUGGCCAGCUCCGCCUAUAGUGCCGAAACCACAGACUACAGUGUCAGGGUUCUUCUGCGCUUCCCUCAGAGAGUGAAGAACCAAGGGACGGCUGAUUUCAUGCCCAACCGACCUCGUCACACCUGGGAGUGGCACAGCUGUCACCAACAUUACCACAGUAUGGAUGAGUUCAGUCACUACGAUCUGUUAGAGGUCAGCAGCGGCCGGAAGGUGGCGGAGGGACACAAGGCCAGCUUCUGUCUGGAGGACACGACCUGCGACUUCGGCCAUCUCAAACGAUACGCCUGUACUUCACACACCCAGGGUCUCAGUCCAGGCUGCUAUGACACAUACAAUGCAGAUAUUGAUUGCCAAUGGAUUGACAUCACUGAUGUUCAGCCAGGAAACUAUAUACUCAAGCUCCAGGUUAACCCGAAGUACUUGGUGCAUGAGUCAGACUACACAAACAAUGUAGUCAGGUGCAAUAUCCACUACACGGGCCGCUUUGUCAAGACAACAAACUGCAAAAUCUCCCAGUCAUGAUCUGUCAGAUCCGGAUGAAUCUCCAUGGAAGCACUGGUCCAUUGCAAUGUGAAUGGAAUUCCUGGUUCUGUUGUGAUUGUUUAUUGCAUUUGUCCCGUUCCCGUAUUUGUGCCGUUCUUGUGAAGCUGGGAGGAACGAGCACACAUAAUAUCAUGCAAAACCAAACACACACUGAGGAAUCCCAUACUUCACACACACCACAGACCAUUGUCUAUUUUCCUUCCAGCCACCCCAUUAACCCUGGUUUUUCAUUAAAACACACACUCGCUGCCCCCAAUUAAGUCUAAUUCCUUCACCAUUUUUAAGUGGGUUACAUCGCUGGAAUGCAAAGUGAGAUCAGGCAUGGCACUGUUGAACUGUAAUUCUGUCAUUCAGAUCAGGAAAAUCAGCAACUGGAAACAAUCCUCCUUUUUUCCAAGCCUCUCUCUUUGUCUGUGCCACUUUAGCGAAGGUGCAAUACUGAAGAAAGAGUCGUAUGAGAGAACGGCCUGCCAGUCAGUCAUCCUCCAGCUAACCAAUUAAGUAAAAAGUGGUUUUAGUUUGAAUGAGGGACCUGGAAGAAAAAAAUCGCUUUGGGAUUAAAGCACUUUGAAUAAAUGCCUUGAAUCCAAAAGCUGGAGGCAGUUUAUCAAGGUGUUUUACCUUGGAGGUUUAUUAUAUUCUUUUACUUAACCUGCUGUGAUUUACAUUAAAUUGGAUUGUAAUGUUGCCUUGUAUGUCAGUCCACUGAUAAUGCAAUAAAGCAAACUACUUAAAUUCAGGCCAUACUUCAGAUGUUCCCCUACAAGCAGCUGAAGCUCUAUCCGUUUGGUUUUCUGUGAUUAAAUGAAUAGUUCAGGUUCAAUACAAGAAUUAACAGACAGAAUGUGUGGCAUAAUGUUGAUUACCACCACAAAUAAUUUACAAGUAAUUACACUGAACCACUUGCAAUGAAAGUAAAUGGGGCAAAUAUUUGGAUGAUUUGAAACCUUAUGCAUUUGUAAAAGCACUUACAUUAAUUCUUCUGUUAAAAAUUGUGCAUCAUUUGAGCUGUGAUUUUAGCAUUGUCAUGGCAAUGAAAUUGUAAAAUUGGAUGUAACUUUACGCAGAAAAAAACCAUGCAUAUUAUGUACAUCUUGUGGCUUUACUAUUGAAAGUGCUUCCAUUGUAAGUGAUUUAAAAUUGUAAUGCUUUUUAAAGAAAAAGUUUUUUUUUUAUCAACAAUAAUUAUGCAUUUACUGCAUUGCAUUCAAGAUUCAAGGCAUGCACUUUAUCAGUUCAUGCAUUCGCUGGGAAUUGAACCCAUGACAUUGCUGUUGAUCUACAUUUACAUUUGCAUUUGACAGACGCUUUUAUGCAAAGUGAUUUACAAUGCAUUCAGGAUAUGAAUUUUAUCAUGUUUUGACAUUAACAUUUAUGCAUUUGGCAAACGCUUGCAUCCAAAGUGACUUACAUUGCAUUUAAGGUAUGCAUUUUAAAAGUCAACACAUUCCCUGGGAACUGAAACCAUGACCCUGCUGCUGAUAGUGCCAUGAUCUACAUUUACAUUUAUGCAUUUACCUUUUAUCCAAAAAAGACUUGCUUUGCAUUCAAGGCAUGCAUUGUAUUAGCAUUCCCUGGGAAUCAAACCUAUGACCUUGCUAUUGCUAACUGUAUGAUCUACAUUUACAUUUAUGCAUUUGGCAAAUGCUUUCAAGCAAAAUGAAUUACACUGCAUUCAAGACAUGCAUUUUUUUCAAUCAGUGCAUUCCCUGAGAAUUGAACCCAUGACCUUGCUGUUACUAACUGCAUGAGAUACAUUUACAUUUAUGCAUUUACCAGACAGUUUUAUCAAAAAAAAAAAAAAAGAAUUGCAUUGCAUUCAAAGAAUGCAUUUUGUCAGUUCAUCCAUUCCCUGGGAAUUCUAAUGCCAUGAUCUGUUAUGUAAGCUGCAGAAACAUUAUGUCACAAGUGCUGUCGUAUUGAAGCCAGGAAUAUUCCUCGAGUGUUAAGCUUGUCAACCGUCCUUUGUGAGAUUUACUUGUACUGACGCCCAUGUUGGAAUGUAUCUAUUGUUUCAUUAAUUGCCAACACUGGUCAGCUGCCACAGGUCGCCAUAUAUGAUACAAUUAACCCACUGAUGCAUGCCAUUAUCUAGGUAAGAAAUGAAUUUAUUUUAUCAUAUCAUAUUCAUACCCACUGUUCUCAUGUACUGUGUGGAGGGAAAUGCUGUACUUGCUGUGUUACACUCCAGGAAUUCAUAUUUCUUUGUAUCUGAAAUUGAGAUUUAUGCCUUGAACAUUAAAUCGAACACAGACUUAGUUGAUACUACUGUUGCAAAGCUAACAUUGCAUAACCUGAUGUUACUGACAAUCUUAAUUCAAUCCGUACCUACCUCGGAAAGAGAAAGUUAAACAUAUGCAGUGAAAAAGAGCUCCUUAUGAGGCUACGCUUGAAGAGCUCUAAACGACAAACAUCCUACACAUAUGCUAUAAUCUAAUAAAUUCAGUUAAAUGCAUACAAAACAAGCUUUCUGUGAGGGUCGUCGGAUGUGUGUGAAUGGAGCGUGUGUUGUGAUGCAUCACACGCUUUUCAACCAAAGCUAAAUGAAUUCCUUUCUGUGGUGAGCAGUUCUUUUAUUAUGAAAACAUGUUACAGUGUUUUCCAUUAUCAAGAUCCAGAUCAAAUGCAGAACAGACUUGUCUUAUCGUAUCUCUUUAUACUCUGCAUAAAUGAAUAUUAUAACAUUGUUUAUAGUGUAGACAGUAAAUUUGUGUCUGGUUGCUAUCUGCUUUUGUGUAUAUCAAUCUCUUUGAGUUGUUGUUAUCAUUGUUGUGGUUGUCGGUUUUAUUUUUUGUGCUCUGAAUCAUCUUAGAGUUCAUACUGGAUCUUUAAAUAAAGACUGAAGUGUAUACCA
Messenger RNA from Sinocyclocheilus grahami, 4873 nucleotides. Its product is annotated as lysyl oxidase homolog 1-like. The record is from RefSeq and is a predicted model, not a curated record. Gene Ontology annotation, biological process: peptidyl-lysine oxidation; collagen fibril organization. Bases 370 to 1998 code for a protein of 542 amino acids. Gene Ontology annotation, molecular function: protein-lysine 6-oxidase activity; copper ion binding. NCBI's taxonomy places the organism in Eukaryota, Metazoa, Chordata, Actinopteri, Cypriniformes, Cyprinidae. The transcript has 7 exons.